GUGGGACCAGCACGUAAUGUGUCUGUCAAUUAAUGAUAAGGUGAAAAGGUCUGGAGGGGCAGGCUGUAUUUCCCUGCAGUGUAUUGGACAAGCACACCAUAGGGCAGCUGAGUUGAGGAGCACACACAAUGAGGGAGAACAACAAUAUUCAACUCAAGAAUGGAAACCUGGCCAAUGGGAACGGCGUGUGCAACCAGGCGUUUGAAAUAGAGGAGGACUACAUUGAGGAUACUGGCAGCAAGAAAAAGCAAGCCGAACCAUCUAGAAAGAGACUGGGCUCAUAUUUAAGUCAAAUUUCCAGGCCGAUUAUUGCCACCGAGGAUUACCUGAAAGCUCACUCCCAAACCUUUAAGUACACAGUCUUGGGCAUACUUGGAGGAGGAUAUGUGGCGUACUUUGUUACAGCCUGUGUUUUGGAUUUCCAGAGGGCCACAGCCCUGGUGGUCCUCACAUGUUUGGCAGUUUUGUCUAAAUCCUAUGACCUAGUGAAGAAGUACAAAGGGGAUAGUAUCAGUCGUUGUUUCAGACCUGCAUUGAAAUGCUUCAAAUCCAAUUUAAAGUGGAUUAAAUGGGUCUUCAUCGUCAUUGUGGUGCUGCUUCUUGUGCUGUGGCUGGUCCUAGACACAAGCCAACGCCCUGAGCAGCUUAUCUCUUUUGGAGGCGUAUGCAUGUUCAUCCUGCUCGUGUUCGCCUGCUCGGCACACAGGACAGCGGUGACAUGGAGACCAGUGUUUUGGGGUCUUGGCUUGCAGUUCUGUAUUGGACUUUUUGUCAUCAGGACACAUCCUGGACUCAUUGCUUUCCAAUGGCUUGGGCGACAAGUACAGAUCUUCCUGGACUACACCAAAGAAGGUUCCUCAUUUGUUUUCGGAGAUUUGAUCGCAGGAAUCUUUGCCUUUCAAGCUCUGCCUAUCGUUGUGUUCUUCAGCAGCGUGAUGUCAGUGCUUUACUUUCUGGGCAUAAUGCAGUGGCUCAUUCUAAAGAUCUCAUGGGUUAUGCAGGUAACGAUGGGGACCUCUCCUACAGAGACCUUGAGCAUUGCAGGCAAUAUAUUUGUCGGCCAGACAGAGGCCCCGCUGCUGAUUCGGCCCUACUUAAAGGACAUGACCAAGUCUGAGAUCCAUGCUGUCAUGACGGGAGGAUUUGCCACCAUUGCCGGAAGCGUCAUGGGCGCAUUCAUAUCAUUUGGGAUUGAUGCGUCCUCCUUGAUAUCAGCUUCUGUUAUGGCUGCUCCAUGUGCGUUGGCCAUGUCCAAGCUGUCUUACCCAGAGACAGAAGAGAGCUCCUUCAAGUCAGAGAAGAAUAUCAAAGUAGCUUGUGGAGAUGAGCAGAACAUCCUGGAGGCAGCCAGCAGUGGAGCAUCUGCAUCCAUAGGCCUGGUUGCCAACAUUGCAGCAAACCUCAUCGCCUUUCUCGCUAUCCUUGCCUUCAUUAAUCAAGCUCUGAGCUGGCUCGGAGGGAUGGUGGGGUAUCCUGAUGUCACAUUUCAGUUAUUUUGCUCAUACAUCUUCAUGCCCGUGGCAUUCAUGAUGGGAGUCCCGUACGAGGAGAGCUUUACCAUUGCAGAGUUGAUUGGCAUCAAGCUUUUCCUCAACGAGUUUGUGGCCUACGAGAAGUUAUCUGCAUUGAAGAGCAACAGACUCAACGGGCUGGAUGCAGUUGUUGGCGGGCAAAGACAAUGGGUUUCAGUGCGGUCAGAAAUAAUCACCACUUUUGCUCUGUGUGGCUUUGCCAACUUUAGCUCCCUCGGCAUCAUGAUUGGUGGCCUCUCCUCUAUAUGCCCAUCUAGAAGAGGUGAUGUCUCAGGUCUGGUGUUGCGAUCCAUGAUCACGGGCACGUGUGUGUCGCUUGUCAAUGCUUGCAUCGCAGGAAUUCUUUUUGUCCCUCCUCUCGACUGUGUGAACUUGUUCAGGGAAUCUGUUUUUAAUGGAACAGAUGCUAAUAUACAAACCUGCUGCAACGACCUCUUUGCCAGCGCUGUCAACAACGGGACCAUCUCAUUUGAAGGCUCAUGGAGCACAGUCGCAAACGCCACUGUGUUUUUGUCCAAGUGCUGCCAGUGCUGCGGCCUUUCUCAAGAUGUGCUUUGUAUGUAGAGGAAGCAAACAUCUAUAUCCUUCUCACCAGUUCAGUUACACUGGUUUCCACUUCCGAUACUUAUGACAUACAGUAUGUAGAAAUGUAGAUUAUGCACACAUAAAACACACAUUUUAACUUAAGUUUACCUUCUGGCAUUUUAUAUAAGACACAAUCACUAAACUAAGGCAAUUUAUCGUUUUAAGCAUAUUAAAUAGGAUAGUGUCUUAUAUUACAUUUUCAACUUUAGACUACAAAUAACAAAAGAAAUAUACUUUUAAAGAUUUUCCUAUCUUUUAUAGUGUAUUACAAACAGUAGUAUGUCUUAAUAUAAAUGUGCAUCUUUCAUGUAUUAUAUUGUAAAUUUGGAUUUUUUUUUAAAAGACCUCAGGAAACAUUUGAUGAAUGUAAAUAUGAAUGUAAAAUCCUGAAUGUUUAGUCAUUUCACAUUGUUCAAAGAAUCAAUUAUGAAGUGUAUAGUUGUACUUUGUGGAAAAAAUAAACAAAAAAGACCAAAUGAAUCCUACUCAUAAAACAAAAGGUUUUACAUUUUUAUUAAAAAUAUAAUGACUUUGACAUGGUGUAACAUAGUAAACAUUAAAUAGGCACAUUUACACUUCUUUAUCUCUCACCCACUUGCUCCAGCGCACAUUUUUUCCCACACUAAAUACAAUAUUAAGCCCUUUUUUGUGUUUAAUGUACAGCUACACCAUCCAAGCAUUUGAAACAACAGUGUUUUUUCAUUUUUAUUCGAUUUUUUUCAUGCAAGUGAAUAUUGUUUGAAACAAUGUGAGUGGCUCAUUUGACGAUUCCUGUUAGUUAUUAACCAAGAAUCUAUUCCACACAUUUCCGACGCUUUGAUGUAUGCUAUGUGCGGAAUUUAAAAACCAAACUCUUCCUGCCUUUGGAAAACACGUGGUAACUGCUACAAGAGAUAAGAAAUGCUCAAGUAUGUGUGGUGUUGCUAUAAAUAUGUGUCGUAUUGUGCUGACUGCUAUGGGUAACGUACAUGAGGGGCUUUGCAUAGCCAAAUCCGUGUGAAAAAUCCUGAGUCUGCUGUUUUUAAUGCUACUUUGCCCAGUGUGUUCAUGGGUCAGGUCCAGAUAACAGCGUUGGAACAAACUCAGCAGCUUUUUAGCUGCCAACAUACUCCAUAUAAACGAGCUGCAUCAUAGCAUAGUUGAUCUAUAAGCACCU
Molecule: messenger RNA, 3273 nt
Organism: Doryrhamphus excisus (bluestripe pipefish)
Lineage: Eukaryota; Metazoa; Chordata; Actinopteri; Syngnathiformes; Syngnathidae
Source: RefSeq, a predicted model, not a curated record